This is a messenger RNA of Scheffersomyces coipomensis, 1386 nucleotides long. RefSeq names its product J domain-containing protein. Gene Ontology annotation, cellular component: cytosol. The record is from RefSeq and is a predicted model, not a curated record. Gene Ontology annotation, molecular function: protein-folding chaperone binding. The transcript has a single exon. Bases 1 to 1386 code for a protein of 461 amino acids. Gene Ontology annotation, biological process: translational initiation. Lineage: Eukaryota; Fungi; Ascomycota; Pichiomycetes; Serinales; Debaryomycetaceae.
AUGGUGAAAGAUACAAAACUUUAUGAGUUAUUGGACUUAUCUUCUGAUGCUAGCCAAUAUAACAUCAACACUAAUUUCAAACGUGUUUAUGAGAAACAUCAAACUGAUCUGAAUGACAUAGAGGCAAAUAAAUCUUUAUUUGCAGUUUUAAUUAUAUCUGACAUUGAUAAGAGAAAAAUUUAUGAUUUAGGAGGUUUAGAAGCGGUUAAAGGUGAUUUAGAUGCAAAACUGAUAUAUGCAGAUGGUUUUGAACUUGAAGAAAAAGAACAACAGCAUCAGCAAAUAUUGCUACAGCAGCAAAAGCAAGAACAAGAAUUAGAGCAGAAGUAUAAGCUUCAGCAACAAAAUAAGCUUGAAAUACAACGUAAACUUGAGCAACAGCAACAGCAACAGCAACAGCAACAGCAACAACCAGAGUUUAGUUUGAAAGAAAACCAACAAUUCCAAGUUCAUAAGGUUGAACAUCAACAAACGAAAGUUUUAGUCAAUUCCAAUAUUGUUGAUCAAAAUAAUGAAAUAAGACCACCACUGCCAACUCAACAGAAGUUAAAAACAAGAACUGGAACUAACCAAGUUCCUAGAACUAACUCUCAGAAUUCUGAUGAAAACCGUUCCCUUUCUGUUUCGCCACUAAAACUAACAUCAUAUCGAGAACAUAAAGCUAUUUCUCAGGAAAAACCUAUUAGUCAAUCUAUUAUUUCUAUUUUGCUGAAUUUGAAUAGAUUUGCUGCAAGAAGAAGAAAUACUCCAAACAAUGUUCAUAUUGAUAGGGAUAACAACGGUAAAGAAAGAGAGAGAUCUAUCAUCACCAAUCAAGAGAAGACAACAGUAAAACAGCCAAAUAAUAAUAUAAAGCAGUUCUUGAUUUAUGAGGUUAGUUUAGAAGAAUUAUGCAAAGGAUGUAAACUCCCUUAUCUAAUUGAAAGGUUAGAUAGCUCAAGAGAAAAAGAAAUUACCUAUGCAAAACUAACAAUUGAAAAGGGUGCAAAAUUAGAUACAAAAUACGCAUUUGAUGAAAAAGGCGACUUUAAUCCAUCAACCGGUAAGAGACAAGACGUUGUUAUUACAUUAGCCGAUAAAAAGAAUGAAAGGUUCACAAGAACAGGAGACGAACGUGAUCUUUAUAUGACACUUCCAUUAACAUUUAAUGAAUCAAUGCUUGGAUUUGAGAAGACUAUAACUGUACCAGAUGGUCGAAAACUUGAAAUUAAAAAAUUCACACCCGUUCCACCAGGAUCUGUUCAGCUUUUUAAAGGUUAUGGUAUGCCAAUUAGUGAAGCUAGUAAAUUAACGGGCGACUUAACUGUUACAUACCUAGUAGAUUAUCCAAAUAGUUUAACUGAAGAACAAAAGAUGUUCUUUAGAAUAAAUACAUUUGAUGGUUAA